[Torrubiella] hemipterigena is the source of this 2861-nucleotide messenger RNA. The record is from the annotation of a GenBank genome assembly. NCBI's taxonomy places the organism in Eukaryota, Fungi, Ascomycota, Sordariomycetes, Hypocreales, Clavicipitaceae.
CGCUCGCAUGCAACGGCACACUAUGUCGAAUUAAACUUUAUCGCAAACAUCAAUUAUUGCAUGCCGCCUGUUGCUUGUUGCAUCUUCGGUGCCCCCGCGUCUGCUCUGAUGGGCAUGACUUGACAUCGCUGAACCCCGCGACGCCUCCGCAGCUCUUUGCAAUGUCGCUGAUUCCGUACCAGUCCCACGAGGGCCGGGAGAUUGUUCUCCGCCAUAAAAACGCUAUCGUCGUACGCGAUCCCGACUCCCAACGACUUGAUAUUCGUGGCUCAACAUGUCCGACAUGUCACCAGCCGUUGCCCCAAAGCAGCAACAACUACGAUCGAAAUUAUGAAGCAGGAAACGACUCCUACGUCGAUCCUAAUUACUUUCGAAUGCUUCAUCAGGGAAAUCACGGAUUUGGCUCGGAUAGAGCGCCGUCUAGUCCUGUUCGCAGCUUACCUGUUGUCACCGCUGGCGAUUCGCCACGACACAUCAACCCGUAUGUCGAGGACGAACCGGAGGGUGACUAUGACUCCGGGCGACGCCCAUCGAAUUCCUCAGCAACUCGAAUCGAACAAGAAGCAAGAAUCCCAAAUUACUUCAAGACUUUCUUCGUAGAGGAGAAGGUCUUGGGAAAGGGUGGCAAAGGAGUCGUUCUGCUGGUACGACAUGAGAUUGACGGCUGUCAGCUUGGGCACUUUGCAUGCAAAAGAGUUCCUGUUGGUGAUGAUCAUGACUGGUUGAAAAAGGUUCUAGUCGAAGUCGAACUAUUGGCAAACUUGUCGCAUCCCAACUUGGUAUCUUACCGACAUGUCUGGCUGGAAGAUGUCAGACUUACAAUGUUUGGCCCACGUGUUCCUUGCGCAUUUAUUCUACAAAAGUAUUGUAACGGCGGUGACCUUCAUCAGCAUGUUAUUGGCGCCCCUCCGCCAGAAGCAACAAAGGAGGAACUAAAGGCACGCAUGCGCCGAAAAUCUAAGGGCCAGGCUGAGCCGCCCAAAAACCUUGGCGGCGGGAAGGGCCAAUUGGCAUUUGAAGAGAUCUAUUCGUUAUUUAAAGACAUUACAUCCGGUGUUGCAUACCUUCAUGGCGCGAAUUACGUCCAUCGCGACCUCAAGCCUAGCAACUGUCUGCUACACUGUGAGGGGAACAAGGUUACUUGUUUGAUCAGCGAUUUCGGAGAGGUUCAGCCGACCAAUGCAAUGCGUAAUUCGUCUGGAGCCACUGGAACGAUAUCAUAUUGUGCACCAGAGGUUCUUAAGAUCGACCAGUACGGGCGCUAUGGCAACUUUACGACGAAAUCGGAUAUGUUUUCGCUCGGCAUGAUAUUAUAUUUCAUGUGUUUUAACCGUUUGCCAUAUCUCGGGUCCAAUGCUAUCCAAGAAGAGCUAGAGGAUAUAGAAUCGCUGCGAGCUGAAAUUGUCGACUGGAAAGGUUUCCAAGAUGAGCGCCGAGAGCGCCCUGAUCUGCCUUCGAAACUGUACGCAUUGCUCAAGAAGCUUCUCUCUAUUGACCCAGAUGAACGGCCAAGUGCCAAUGAAGUCCUGCAUGUUAUGAAGGGUGAGACAAUUGCAGAGGGUAUCAAGCGGCCAGAGCGAAAUAUCGGCGCGUCGAUGGGCCUUCGAGGCAGUCGUGUUGAAGUUCUCGACUCGCCAGCACAACCCGGAACACCAACCCCAGAAUCCCAAAGAACCCGCCAACCGUCAAAACGGAUACUUCGAAGUGGAAGUAGUGACUGGACGCAUGUUGAUGGGCAACAGUUAGGCACAGAUUCAGGCUUUCUCAGCAGCCACUACGCCGAUACUGAACCAAACGAGAGCCAAGACGAUGACGGCUCAAUGACCAUGUCACUAGUGCUAAAUGGUUUGCAGAACAGUGCCACCUCCGCAGGACCAUCGCCUCUCAUGCCGAGUCCGACAAGCCCGAUGUCGCCAACUCGACUGCUUUUACCUGCGCCUAGAACCCGCCUGGGCAAAGUGGAAGACUUUGUGAGUGACCUAGUGGUCCGCGUUUCAGAUGUGAUGGGAAUCCCGACUCGCACGUUUCGUUUCGGGUUCAAGCUAGCACUCUUCUUAGUCAAGCUGAACGCACUGAGCAAGCCAUGCUGGCCAUUUAUGCCGAGUUUGGAAGUCGGCGCUCCACUCAUCAUUGUUGCUGCGCUGGAUCUUGCAUGGCCGGCAAACAACAGACCAAGCCAGGGUCGCUUUAUGGUGAACGAUUCAGGCGUUGGGUUGUCGAUUGUGUUACUGGGUUUACAUUUUGCGGCAUUAUGGUUGGCUCAUGGUUGGGAUUCGCUUUGCGUUGCGAGAUGGGAACAAUGAGAGCUGUAUUAGCCUCUGUAUAAACGAAAUCGUGGGUGAUACGGGAGUCAUGUUUGUUACUAAUUCAUCAGAGGCGUGUCACCCUGUGAAAGCCCCUGGUUUAACAUGUCUGUUACAAUAAACAAAACCUGCCAAGCAUUGUACCUAUACGUUGUUAAAUAAAAAGGAUUGACUAAAAGAAAAUAAAUGUUUAUACAUGUCGUCUGGUUAUCGUCGCUAUAUACAUUGUAGAUCAUCCAGGUGUUGACUACUUCCUCGCCGCUCUGCGUCUUUGGUGUAGCCGUGUAGCGAAUUGCGCAGGCUUGGCUUUCUUACCUUGAGUAAUGCUUCCAAGACCGUAGUCUGGCCGGCCACCUAGGCUUCCAAAGAUGUCGCCAAUGUAGUUAUCCGGGGCGACACCCUUGGCAAACGUACAGUUCCAGCCCUUGACGAUGCCUCGCACAAUCUCGAUCCCCGCGUUGUAGGUGUUGCGCACUGAGAUUUCGAACCCGUUCUGAUCCUGCUCCGUGAGGUGCUGAUAGUCCGUUCGUCCAGGAGGCGGGCGGUCGAAAUUGGAAC